AUGUUCAUGAAAACUGCCUUCCUCUCGCUACUGACUUUGACCACCGCCGUUUCAGUCCCCAAGACUGAUUACGAUGUCAUCAUCGUUGGUGGAGGUCCUGCGGGUCUCAGCGCUAUCAGCGGUGUCUCCCGUGUCCGACGCACUGCUCUGUUGUUCGACAAUCAGCAGUAUCGGAAUGCUCCUACUCGGGAGAUGCACGAUGUGAUUGGCAACGAUGGGACCCCGCCUGCUGUUUUCCGUGGCCUGGCUCGUGAGCAGAUCUCCAAGUACGAUACAGCCCACUGGAGGAACCAGACUGUGGAGUCAAUUGCCCCUAUAGAUGGAGAUUUUUCCUCCUUCAACGUGACCGAUGAUACUGGCAAGAGCUUCACCGCACGUAAAAUUGUGCUUGGCACUGGCUUGCGUGACCUGCUUCCCGCGACCCCUGGCUUGCGCGAGGCAUUCGGCAAGGGAAUCUUUUGGUGCCCGUGGUGCGAUGGUUAUGAACACCGCGACCAGCCCUUUGGCAUUCUCGCUGACGUCGCGAGUGUGCUCGGUGCCGUCUUGGAAGUCCACACACUGGAAAGUGAUAUUAUUGCAUUCACUAAUGGUACCCGUACACCCGAGGGUGAGGCUCGUGCCGAAGCCAAGUAUGCAGACUGGGACAAGCAGCUUGCGGCCUGGAACGUCACCAUCGACAACCGGAUGAUCUCCUGGGUCGAACGUCUCCAGGAUGGGGGCAAGAACCGCGACGACGAUGAGGACAAGCAGUUCGACAAGUUCAAUAUCCACUUCACCGAGGGCGAGCCCGUCGAGCGCAAUGCAAUCCUUAUUGACGUCCCCACUAACCAGACCUCGACUCUCCCAUACCAGAUGGGCCUCGAGAUGGACUCUGACAAAAUCAAGGUCGCUAGCUCUAUGCGCACCAAUGAGACCGGUGUCUUCGCUAUUGGAGAUGCAAACACUGACGGUGCUACCAACGUUCCCCACGCUAUGUUCAGCGGCAAGCGUGCUGCUGUUUACAUUCACGUUGAAAUGUCUCGUGAGGAGUCCAAGUCUAAUAUUUCCAAGCGCGAGGGUAAUAUCUCUCACCGUGAGCUCGAGGAGGAGGCCAACAACGCUAUUGGUGACAACCUUGACCGCGAGUGGAAGCGUGCUCAGAACCUGAAUUAA
Molecule: messenger RNA, 1152 nt
Organism: Penicillium atrosanguineum
Lineage: Eukaryota; Fungi; Ascomycota; Eurotiomycetes; Eurotiales; Aspergillaceae
Product: NAD(P)/FAD-dependent oxidoreductase
Exons: 4
Coding region: 1-1152 (383 amino acids)
Molecular function (GO): oxidoreductase activity
Source: RefSeq, a predicted model, not a curated record